UCACAUCAACAUGACGCGAAAUUUAAAAUUUCCUGAUACGCUGUUUGACUAUCGCAGUGCAUUAGAAGAUAUAAAUAUAUUGACAUAAUGCAUUAUGUUGUAUUUAAUUGACGUUUGAAUAACGGACACUGAAUUAUAUACGUACUAAUAGAGCUUAUUUAAAAAAAAUUACGAAAAAAUGAAUCGUGUUGUUGUUUAUACUACAAUGUCAAUAUUAGCACAACAUAUUAAAAAAAUUAUGCCAGAGCUAGAAUUUAUAAAUAUUAAUCCAGAUAACAGUGUCGAGUCAUUGGAACUGGAUAAUGUUGAGAUAAUGAUAGCAGAUUGUCGAUAUUUAUCGAAAAUAAAAAAUAAAUUAAACAAUAUAAAAUGGAUACAGUCAAUAUCAGCAGGGGUUGAACAAUUAAUUGAAUUACGUGACGAUAAAAAUAUUAAUUUUGUGAUCACUAGGUUUGUUGAUGAUGUUUACGGUUUAGAUAUGGCUGAAUAUAUUGUUAUGCAAAUUGUUGCACAUGAGAGGCGACAAAAAGAAGAAUAUGAAGCGUUAAAAAGUGCUGUUUGGCCCAAUAAUUCGAUGUUCGUUGCUCGCCGAUUAAUUUCGCAAAUGAAUAUUGGGAUUAUGGGUGUUGGCAACAUUGGAAAAGUUGUUGCAAGAACAUUAAAAAAUUUCGGUGCAAAAAUUUGGGGUUUGAAACGUACAGUUCCUACGAUAAAAGAGCCUUACAUUGAUGAAUACCGAACGACAAAUUUGUUACCAGAAUUUUUAUCCAACUGUGACUAUAUUAUAAACAUCAUGCCAGCAACUCCAGAAACUGAUGGAUUCUUAAACGGCGAUGUUUUAAAAAAUUGUAAAGAAAAUAAUGCAAUUUUUAUUAACGUUGGUAGGGGAAAUAUAAUUAACGAAAAUGACUUGGUUAAUGCUCUUGAAAAUAAAUGGAUAGCAGCAGCUAUUUUAGAUGUUUUUGAAGUUGAACCUUUACCGCCGACAAGUAAACUCUGGACAAUGCCUCAAGUGACAAUAACACCCCAUAAUGCGUGCACAGUAAGACCAGAGGGUAUAGCAAAAUUGUUUAAAAGUAAUUAUGAGAAAUAUAUCAAAGGUGAACCAUUACCAAAUAUUUUAGAUUUUCAACGCGGGUAUUGAUAAAUGCUGCCGAAUCUUUUUUACAUCGAGUUUAGUGGCUAUAAGAAGUUUGUUAUAAAUUAUUUCAACAAAAAGCUAUACUUGGAAAAAAUUAUU
This is a messenger RNA of Microplitis demolitor, 1240 nucleotides long. RefSeq names its product glyoxylate/hydroxypyruvate reductase A. Lineage: Eukaryota; Metazoa; Arthropoda; Insecta; Hymenoptera; Braconidae. The coding region runs from base 179 to 1144 and encodes 321 amino acids. The record is from RefSeq and is a predicted model, not a curated record. Gene Ontology annotation, molecular function: NAD binding. The transcript has 4 exons.